Molecule: messenger RNA, 3572 nt
Organism: Grus americana (Whooping crane)
Lineage: Eukaryota; Metazoa; Chordata; Aves; Gruiformes; Gruidae
Gene: DGKA
Product: diacylglycerol kinase alpha
Exons: 24
Coding region: 1030-3264 (744 amino acids)
Biological process (GO): diacylglycerol metabolic process; intracellular signal transduction; lipid phosphorylation
Cellular component (GO): plasma membrane
Molecular function (GO): ATP-dependent diacylglycerol kinase activity; calcium ion binding
Source: RefSeq, a predicted model, not a curated record
GGGCAGCGGGGACCCGUGUGUGUGUGUCCCCGCGGUUCACCCGGGAGCGCCUGCGGGACGGGAACCCCCAAACCGCCACCGCCGUCCCCGAUUGCACCCCGAGAUACCGCGGGGGAGGAGGAAGCGGCGCCGACGCGGGGGGAGCGCGGCCCACGGGGACCCCUCGGGAGCGGCGGGUCCCCCCCUUCCCCCCGCCGGGGCCUCGGGCGUCGUGUGUGCCCCGUGUCCCCCCGCCAUGCGGGGUGGGGGUGUGUGUGUGCGUCCCCGCGCUGCCGGGGGGGUCCGUGCCCCCCCCCCCCCCGCACUCUCACAACCGGGCCCCGGCGCUGCCGUGGCGGGGGGACACGGGGGGGCCCGGAGGCGCCCCCAGCCCCUCCCCACGCUCAGCACCCAGGAGGGGCCGGGCAGCCCCCGGUGGGGAGGGGGCCCCACGCCUCGGCCCCCCCCGGGCCGGAUGUGGCACCCCACGGGGGGGGGGCGUUUCGUUAGGUAACGAGGCGGUAACCGUCUCCCGCCCACGCAGCCGCCACGGGGGAUUUCCAGGCGGGGGGGGGGGGGCCGCGGGGGCCCCGCACCCCUUCCCGCUCUGCCCCCCACCCCGGGCCCUUCCCGGCCCCCUCGGGGGGUCCCCCGGGCCCGACCCUGCCCCGGGCCCCCCCCUCACCCCCACCCCGGGCUCAGGGGCGGCGGCUCCUCCAGCGGGCGAGUGUGCAAGGGGGGGGGUGUGAGUGUGCAAGAGGGGGCGAGCGUGCACGGGGACCCCCGAGCAGGCAGGGCCGUGCAGCCGCAGGCAGGGCUGCGGGCAGGGCACCAACAGCCAGCGGCCGGGGUUUCCCCCCCCUCCCCUCCCGCCGCCGUCGGGGCCCCCCCCGCCUCUCCGGCGGCACGUGCGGCCGGUGCCGCCCCCGCCCCGCCGGGCCGUGAUGUCACGGGGCCGGGCCGGGACCAGCCGCCGCGGGACCCGCCAGAGCCGUGGGUAUCCCCGUCUGGCAGCCCCUGCCUGCAGGCAGCGUCUGGCAGCAGGCAGCCAUGGAGGAGAGCCGGGAUUGGGCCACCCUUAGCCCCCAGGAGUUUGCCCAGCUGCAAAAGUACCUGGACUACAGCAGCAGGAAGGUGCAGGACGUGCUGCAGGAUUUCUACGGUGACGGGGCUCUGUCACAGCACCGGCAGGGAGAGUGUGUCGACUUUGAGGGGUUCACGCUGUUCCUGAGGAGUUACCUGGAAGCGGACGACGUCCCGGAGCCGCUCUGCCGCCAUCUCUUCGCCUCCUUCCAGAGCGGGGCCGUGGCACCGCCGGGCAGCCGGGCAGGCAGUGACCUCGUCUGCAUUAAUGACGUCUCCUGCUACUUCUCGCUGCUGGAGGGGGGACGCCCCGAGGACAAGCUGGAGUUCACCUUCAAGCUGUACGACAAGGACGGGAACGGGCUCCUGGACAGCUCGGAGGUGGAUCGGAUCAUCACCCAGAUGAUGCGGGUGGCCCAGUACCUGGACUGGGAUGUCACCGAGCUGAAGCCGAUCCUGCAGGAGAUGAUGCGGGAGAUCGACUACGACGGCAGCGGGACGGUGUCGCUGGCCGAGUGGCUCCGUGGGGGGGUCACCAACAUCCCGCUACUGGUGCUGCUGGGCCUGGAGGUGCACAUGAAGGACGACGGGCAGCACAUGUGGCGCCUGAAGCACUUCAACCGCCCCGUGUACUGCAACGUGUGCGAGACGCUGCUGGUGGGGCUGCGCAAGCAGGGGCUGUGCUGCACCUUCUGCAAGUUCACGGUCCACGAGCGCUGCGCCCGCCGGGCCCCCCCCAGCUGCAUCAGCACCUACGCCAAGUCCCGCAGGGAGACCGGCGUCCAGGCCCACGUCUGGGUGAAGGGCGGCUGCGAGGCCGGCAAGUGCGGCAAGUGCCAGAAGAAGAUCAAGAGCUUCCAGAGCCUGACGGGGCUGCACUGCGUCUGGUGCCACCUGAAGAUCCACGAGGAGUGCCUGCCCCUCGUGCCCCCCGCCUGCGACUGCGGGGUCCUGCGGGACCACAUCCUGCCCCCCGCCGCCAUCUACCCCGUCCUGCUGGAGAGGCAGGACAGCCAGAGGGACGGCAGCGGGACGCCGGUGGAGGAGACGCCGCAAGUCUUCACCACCCCCGAGGGCCAGGCGCUGCGGGUCAGCCCCGUGCCCGACACCCACCCACUCCUCGUCUUCGUCAACCCCAAGAGCGGAGGGAAGCAGGGGGAGAGGGUGCUGCGGAAGUUCCAGUACCUGCUCAACCCCCGGCAGGUUUAUAACCUGCAGCAGGGAGGACCCACCCCAGGGCUCAAUUUCUUCCGGGAUGUGCCAGAUUUUCGGAUCCUGGUGUGCGGCGGGGACGGCACCGUGGGCUGGAUCCUGGACGCCAUCGAUAAAGCCAACCUGCCCCACCGGCCCCCCGUGGCCGUGCUGCCCCUGGGGACCGGCAACGACCUGGCCCGCUGCCUGCGCUGGGGGGGAGGCUACGCCGGGGAGGACCUGGUGAAGAUCCUGCGGGAGAUGGAGGGCGGCAGCCUGGUGCAGAUGGACCGGUGGCAGCUCCAGGUGCUGCCCGAGGACCCGGUGGCCGCGGGGGACCCGGUGCCCUACGAGAUCAUCAACAACUACUUCUCCAUCGGGGUGGACGCCUCCAUCGCCCAUCGCUUCCACGUCAUGCGGGAGAAGUACCCGGAGAAGUUCAACAGCAGGAUGAAGAACAAGCUGUGGUACCUCGAGUUCGCCACCUCCGAGACCAUCUCCGCUACCUGCAAGAAGCUCAAGGAGUGUCUGAGCGUGGAGUGCUGCGGGACCCCCCUGGACCUGAGCGGGGCCCUGGCGGGGCUGGCGGUGCUGAACAUCCCCAGCAUGCACGGAGGCUCCAACCUCUGGGGUGAGACCAAGCGGGCGCUGGGGGAGGCAAGGAGGGCGCCGGGCACCGGGCAGCCCCCGGCCAUCACCGAUGCCGAGACCCUCAAGACCUGCGUGCAGGACCUGAGCGACCGGCGGCUGGAGGUGGUGGGGCUGGAGGGGGUGCUGGAGAUGGGGCAGAUCUACACCGGGCUGAAGAGCGCGGGCAAGCGGCUGGCGACCUGCUCCGAGAUCACCCUGCGGACGCUGAAGCCGCUGCCCAUGCAGAUCGACGGGGAGCCCUGGAUGCAGCCGCCCUGCACGAUCAAGAUCACCCACAAGAACCAGGCGCCGAUGCUCAUGGCCUCGCCGCAGCGCUCCUCCAGCUUCUUCGGCCUCAAGAAGGGGCUGUCCGAGGCCUGAGGGUCCUGGGAGAGGGGGGGAGAGCCCCCCCGAGCUGCGCCCGGGCAGGGGGACGCGGGCCAACCCCCCCACCCCCGUGUGUCCCUGGCAGGGGCGGGUGGCAGCUGUGCCCCCCCGCCCCGCACCCAGGGGUGCUCGGAGCCCGCGGGUGCUGCGCCAGGGUGGUGGGGGGCUGCGCCAGACGCCCCCCCCGUGUGCCCGUGUGUGCCGCGGUGGCCGGAUCCCCCCGCCCCACUGGGUCCCCCCGCCCUAUUUAUUUCCCCCCCCCAAUUUCAAGUGCCUCUUGCAGGAAUAAAGCUGGUGGUGAG